Messenger RNA from Trichoderma citrinoviride, 516 nucleotides. RefSeq lists its product as hypothetical. NCBI's taxonomy places the organism in Eukaryota, Fungi, Ascomycota, Sordariomycetes, Hypocreales, Hypocreaceae. The transcript is spliced from 2 exons. The record is from RefSeq and is a predicted model, not a curated record. The coding region runs from base 1 to 516 and encodes 171 amino acids.
AUGCACUUCACAAAGCUUUACCUGGCAGUCUCAUUAGCUGCCUCAGCUCUCGCUCUACCUACCAGCAUGCCGCACAAGAGGGCCCUGCAGUUCCGCCCAUAUGCCGACUUUCAAAUCUCGGACGGCAAGGCAGGCAAUGCUCUCAGUGAAGCUCAAGCAAAGUUCCCAAUCGACACAAACAAUUUGAAGGACGUCUCAGAUAGUGAUCUGGCCAUCAUCAAAGCCGCCCGGGAGACCGCGGAGGCAGCCGAGACCGAUGCAUUCAACGAUCAAAUUGAUGCUGCAAGCGGCGACGCUGCGACAGCACUGCAAAACGGCAAAAUCAAGAACAAGGUUCUGAAGCUGUUUCUUGAAGUGUCAACCCUGCAGAUUGAGCAGGCUCAAGGGGCUGACAACCAGGACAAGAUUGACGAGGAGCAGACGAAGCUGAACAACAAUAUUAGCUUGGACAAGAAGGCGGCUGGCCAAGCAAGCCAGGGAGUUGUGUUCACAGACGAUGUUGAGCCAGAUAACUAG